AUGACUGACAACUACUAUGAUUGCAUUAAUUUAAUCGAAGAAGAUCCAAACACGACUACAGUAGACCAUAUAAAAACGGUAGUAUCCCGUCUAAAAAAAUUUCAGAAAAGACCUCCAGAAAAAGCUUUUUCAACAGCGCUGCAACAAGCGUCUGAUAAAUCCGUGCAAAGAGACAAAUACUGGUAUCUAAAGAAAGACGGCCCGUCUUCUGCUCUGUUUAAUAUUCGAGAUUUUCGGAAGUCUUUUGUUGAAAAGUUUGUGGAAGAGAGCAAAACUCAUGAAAACCAAGAUAAUGCCACUAAUGUCUUUACGAAUUACUUUAAUCAAUCGGUGGAAUAUGAGUUAGCUGAAGAUGAAGUCAAAAAAAUUGAAGAAAAAUGCGGCGAUACUGAUAGUGGUAGAAGCACUAUAUCUUCUGAUAGUGAUGUGGAUAAUACAAGACAAAAAAGGAAAAAAAAUCCGUAUUUAUAUACUUCAUCAUCUGAAUCUGACAAUGAACAAAUCAAAACGAUAGUAUCUUCUGAGUUCCAGAAAACUGAUCAAUUGGAAAUGAAUAAUAAUUCUGCUACUAUCACUGCACGCCCUGAAUCUCUUUCGAUCGCAUUUAUUCUAUCUUCAGAAAAAACAACUGGAUCUAUUAUCAGCCCUGAUACAGUACGGAAUUCACCUCCGGAUAAAACAGAACCAUCUUCAAUUUCUCCACCAAUGCAGCAAGAAUCACGUCCAAUAGCUCCCAAAGAAUCUGAUAUAAAUUCUUCGAGUCUGCUUAAUAAAAAGAGAAAAGCUUCAGAUUCAACAAGAUCGACACCGGAUGACGAUUCUUGGCUGGAUGAAUUAUUUUCUAAUGAUACUAGUAUCUCUCCUAAUCAAUCACCUGCAAGUAAGAAACGUCGUUAUAACGCGUUGAAAAAUAAAGCUCGAAAAUUAGAGAGGAUGAUUGAAAAAUCUCGUUUGGCGAGCUUAAAAAAAGACAAUCGAUAUAAGACUUCACAUAAAACACGGCAUGAGAUUAAUCAUGUUCCCAAGCGUUUACCAAACAAGACAGAAGUGUCACAAAUCAACCAAAUUACAGAAUCCGAAAUUAUACUUUCUGUCGCAUUCUACGAUCAACAUAGACCCGCACAACGAAUGCAAGAGUUUCUCGUGUUGGGAAGUCAACCAUUAACCAAAUUACGAGAUAAAUUCUAUUGUAAACAAGAUUUCGUGCGUUUUGAUAUAUCGCGAGAAAUUGACUCUGAAGAAAGAUUGAAUGUCGAUCUUGAGAAAAAGUCGCCGAGUUAUUUCUUUAUUGAGAACACUUUUUACAAUGAUCGUAGAGAUCCUGAUGCGUUAGAUUACAGCGAAAAUAUUAUUAAUUGGGUUAACGAAAACAAUCGGUUUGAAGAUCCAAAAUUGGGUCGAUACCAAACCAAAGUCAUGGGAGAAACUAAAUUUAUUGAUCUCUCGAUUCGACUAAAUGAACCUUACUUGUUUUGUCAUCAAGGAAAUUGUCAACAUGCGGUAAUAUUUAGAGAUCUUCGACUAUUAGAACCAGAUAUGAAACACGAAGAUCUUAAUGCAGAUAACUAUCCAAAAGUAAUAUUCCGCAAUCGUAUUCAACAUCACAAAUGUCGAUUAUGCAAGCAACGACCAGCAGAUUAUGUGCUUCUGGACGAUAUCAAUUCACAAGAGACACCGUGUUACUGGUGUCAUAAUUGUUUUGUGCAGUUCCAUUAUUACGAUAAUAAAUUGAUCUACGGUGUAAAUUCUUUUAAGAUAUUCCAUUAUCAACACGAGGACUAA
Molecule: messenger RNA, 1782 nt
Organism: Ambispora gerdemannii
Lineage: Eukaryota; Fungi; Glomeromycota; Glomeromycetes; Archaeosporales; Ambisporaceae
Source: the annotation of a GenBank genome assembly